AUCAGUACUUAAUACAUAGUCCAAUACAAUUACAUACCGUACAAGUGUAUACCUACACACAAUUGCGUGAGCAGUUGGCUUCCACGCGCAACCUCCUCUCUCUAGCUCUUUUUCCCACUCCACCAGAGAUCAGCCUUGUCAAGAUGAGAAAACUAAUAACAAGCUUCAUCCUUGCUUACAUUGCCCUCUUCCUAUACUCAGCAAAUUUAAAACCUUCUUCAGUAGCUGCUGCAUUGUCAAUCGGGAACGAAACCGACAGACUUGCGUUGCUUGCCUUCAAGGACAGAAUAACCCAAGACCCACUCAAUCUCAUAACCUCAUGGAACGCCUCAACCCAUUUCUGCAAGUGGCAGGGUGUUUCAUGCAGCGUCCGACAUCCCGGCAGAGUCACCGUCCUAAAUUUAGCAGGCAUGAAGUUGACGGGAUCAUUACCUCAUCACUUGGGAAACCUCAGCUUUCUCAGACGGAUCAAUCUCCAAAACAACGGUUUUCAAGGCAUCAUUCCACAAGAGCUUGGUCGUUUGUCGAGGCUCAAGGAUCUCGAUCUCACAAGCAACGCAUUCCAAGGGGAGAUCCCAACCAACUUGUCCUACUGUUCUGAGAUUCAAGUCAUCCGCUUGGCCUACAACAAUCUAGUUGGCAAAAUUCCGGAGGAGCUGAGCUCUUUAUCAACAAACAAACUCAAGAGGUUUCAGGUAUCUGUUAAUGGACUCACCGGCAGCAUUCCACGUUGGUUAGGAAAUGCGUCUUCUCUGAUUUUCUUGUUCAUGUCAGUAAACUACUUCCAAGGAACCAUUCCAUCCGAACUAGGGAGACUACUGAAUUUGACAUACUUACAGAUCAGUGAAAACAAUCUAUCGGGGGUGGUUCCUCCUUCUAUCUACAACAUUUCAUCUCUCGGUCAUUUAGAUUUCACCUACAACCAAUUUGACGGGAAAAUCCCACAAGAUAUCGGCUUCACUCUUCCCAAUCUUCUCGGCCUCUAUCUUGGAGGAAACCAGUUCACCGGUCACCUGCCGAUUUCUUUAUCAAAUGCCUCUGGACUACAAGAAUCUAAUUUUGCUGAAAAUAAUUUUACAGGAACCAUGCUUACAAAUCUCGGAAGCUUAAAAGACCUAGUAAGGCUCACAGUUGCCGGAAAUCAACUAGAGAUAGAUAAGGCAGAAGGAUUCAGCUUUCUAACAUCUUUAACUAACUGCAGCAACCUACAAGCACUAAACAUAGCAACGAACAGGUUCCAAGGUGAAUUACCUGCUUCAAUCGCUAAUUUUUCAUCUGCUCUACAGCAGCUCAUCGUAGCAACAAACCCGAUAUCAGGGAGCAUACCAGAAGGAGUCACAAGUUUAAUCGGCCUCACAAGAUUGGUGAUUUCCCAAAGCUCCAUUACCGGAGAAAUUCCUGCGGGUAUAGGCACACUUCAAAGACUGGAGGAUCUUCAAAUGUAUAGUAACAGAAUUUCAGGGGCAAUUCCUGAAACAAUUGGAAACAUCACACAACUGUUGCAAUUAUAUUUGUUCGGAAAUAACUUGAGUGGAAACAUUCCUCCUAGCUUGGGAAAUUGCAAGCGACUUGAGGUACUACACCUGUUCGGCAACAACUUAACCGGUUUCAUACCAGAGGAAGUUGCUAGAGUUUCUACUACUGUUUCUUUCAAGUUGGCUCAGAAUUCUCUGACUGGACCCUUGCCCAUGGAGGUCGGUAACAUGAGCAAACUCAUCGUACUGGAUGUUUCGGAUAACAGAUUGUCCGGAGAAAUUCCAAGUACUCUUUCCAAGUGUAUAAUGUUGGAGUCCCUUAGUUUGGGGGAUAACUUCUUGGAAGGGAGAAUUCCUCCAUCUUUGAGCACUCUAAAGAGCCUUCAUUUCCUCAAUCUUUCCAGAAACAAAUUGUCAAGUCAAAUUCCAGGCUACUUGCAGAAUUUCACUCUUCUACAAUAUCUAAAUUUGUCUUACAAUAACCUCGACGGUGAGGUGCCACAAGGAGGGGUUUUCAGAAACAUAAGCGCGUUUUCAAUUGUUGGGAACAGAAAACUCUGCGGAGGCAUAAAGAGUCUAGGACUUUCUUCUUGUCAAGUACUUGUAAAACAGAAAAGAGGAACAUCUCUUGCUGUCAAAAUAACAAUUCCAGUAGCUAUUUCAUGUCUAGUUCUGCUGGCAUUUUUGUUAGUCUGUUUAAGCAGGAAGAAGGGAUCUGAGAGCAGCCCUUCGAUCAUGUUGCCAACAGAUGAGCAGUUUAGACAGGUUUCUUAUUUAGAGCUUGUCCAAGCAACUAACCAGUUCUCUUCAUCUAACUUGAUUGGUGAAGGACAUUACGGUUUUGUCUAUAGAGGUGUUUUGGGUAAUGAAGGAAUGGCUGUGGCGGUGAAGGUGCUCAAGCUUACGGAGAAAGGAGCUGCCAAGAGUUUUAUGGCUGAAUGCAAUGCACUGAGAAAUAUUCGACACCGGAACCUCAUCAAGAUAAUUACCACUUGUUCAAGUAUCGAUUCCAAAGGGAACGAUUUCAAGGCGCUAAUUUUCGAGUUCAUGCCAAAUGGAAGCCUUGACGAGUGGCUGCACCAAAGUGAAGGUGAUCAAAAUGAACACCCAAGAAGUUUAAGUCUGACUCAGAGACUAAGCAUAGCAAUUGAUAUGGCAUCUGCGCUAGAGUAUCUUCACCAUCACUGCCAAGCAGCGAUUAUUCACGGUGAUCUGAAGCCAAGUAAUAUUCUGCUUGGUCAUGACAUGACCGCUCGUGUGGGUGAUUUUGGAUUAGCGAGCUUUUUAUCAGAUGGCCUCCUACCCACUGUUUCUCAAACUGAAAGAAGUUCAACGGGGAUAAGAGGAACCAUUGGCUACGUUGCUCCUGAGUAUGGCAUGGGAAGUAAGGGAUCGAUUCGGGGAGAUGUCUAUAGCUUCGGAAUUCUCUUACUGGAGAUGUUUACAGGAAGAAAACCUACAAAUACGACAUUUGAGGAUGGUCAGAACAUACAUCAGUAUACUAAAGCUGCAUUGCCCGAUAGAGUGAUGGAGAUUGCUGAACCUUCUCUGUUUUCAGAAGUUAGCGGUGAAGACGAUGACAACAAAACGAGGGAAGGAAAAAUCAAGGAUUGCUUGGUUGCAGUGUUGAAAAUUGGAGUUUCUUGCUCAAUGGAAGCACCAGGGGAACGAAUGGACAUGAGAGAUGUGGUAGCAGAAUUGUGUAGAAUUAGGACCAAAACUUUUUGCCAUUAGGAAAUUGAUUGUGAUGAAAGAGAAAAGAAGGUAACAAGGAAAAUGAUUUUCUCCCUCUUGUUCUGAUGCCGGUCAAAGUCCUUGAAGCCAUUGAGUCGAUCGAUGAGUCUAUGUAAGUUUCUAAGUGUUUCAACUUUUCAAGAGUCUUCCUAGUUUUUUCAAAGUCAAUUGUCUUUAUUUUUCAUUAAGUUGUAAUCUUGAAAAUCUAAGUUUAUUUUCCCUAUGUUGGAGGGAUGUUCCAACAAGUCCUAUAUAUAUCAUUUGCUAUGAAUGAAAUAUGUAGUUUUGAGUGUGUUUUG
This is a messenger RNA of Rhododendron vialii, 3508 nucleotides long. RefSeq names its product putative receptor-like protein kinase At3g47110. The transcript is spliced from 2 exons. The record is from RefSeq and is a predicted model, not a curated record. Bases 144 to 3209 code for a protein of 1021 amino acids. Lineage: Eukaryota; Viridiplantae; Streptophyta; Magnoliopsida; Ericales; Ericaceae. Gene Ontology annotation, molecular function: ATP binding; protein binding; protein kinase activity. Gene Ontology annotation, cellular component: plasma membrane. Gene Ontology annotation, biological process: protein phosphorylation.